Cuscuta epithymum is the source of this 2286-nucleotide messenger RNA. The record is from the annotation of a GenBank genome assembly. Lineage: Eukaryota; Viridiplantae; Streptophyta; Magnoliopsida; Solanales; Convolvulaceae.
UAAAAAAAAGAAAUACCCCGUAUAAAAGGAUUUACCCUCUCUCUCAACCUCUUUCUUUCGUUCAACGGGCAAGGUUUUUCUUCGCAAUGAAAGCUCAAUCUUUCCGGCGGUUUUUAUCUCUCUAGAGAGCUCAGAGGUUUCUCCGGGUUCAGUUCGGCGAGUUCGAGCUCGAUUCCCGCCAAUAUUUUGCUUCCUGAGGGUUCUAAAGCUUUGGUGCUUUUGGGCGCUCAUUGUUAAAGUGGAAUUGGUUAGGAGGUUGCUGAAUUUUGUAGACUUUAUUGAUUGUAAUAUUGCGAUUUGGAAGAGAAGGUGAACAAAAUAUGGAGGAAGAGAGAGUAGAGGAUUUUUGCCCUGAGAAUAAGCAAGCUAUAGCUCCUUCAAGCUCUUCUGUUUCUGAGAAUAGUGGCAGUGUUAAUAUCAAGUCACCAGGGAUAUCUAGCGCCACCCCUUCUUCACCUGGGCAUCGAAGAACAAGCGGUCCUAUUCGACGAGCAAAGGGUGGAUGGACUCCAGAGGAGGAUGAUACUCUUAAGCAGGCUGUCGCAGCAUACAGAGGGAAGUGCUGGAAGAAAAUUGCUGAUUUUUUUCCUGAUAGAUCAGAAGUACAAUGCCUUCAUCGAUGGCAGAAAGUCCUAAAUCCUGAUCUUGUAAAAGGACCCUGGACUCAGGAGGAAGAUGAUAAGAUCAUUGAACUUGUAAGGCAGUACGGCCCUGCAAAAUGGUCUGUCAUUGCCAAGUCAUUACCUGGUCGAAUAGGAAAACAAUGCCGUGAAAGGUGGCACAACCAUUUGAAUCCUAAUAUAAAAAAAGAGGCAUGGUCAUUUGAGGAGGAGCUAGCACUUAUAAAUGCUCAUAGAGUCCAUGGCAAUAAAUGGGCUGAAAUAGCAAAGGUUCUACCUGGAAGGACUGACAAUGCUAUCAAGAACCACUGGAAUAGCUCUUUGAAGAAAAAGUUAAAUUUCUACUUAGCCACAGGAAAUCUACCACCUUCUGCCAAGAACGUCCCCCAAAAUACUUGUAAAGAAGACAUCACUAUCAAAACCACUCUGACCGAUUCAACAGAUUUAGCAGCUUCAUCAGGAACAACAACAGAUGUUUGUAAAGCAGCAGUAGAUAUGGAAAACAUUCAUCCUCCUGAAGGCAUAAUAGUAGAGGACAUGGGUGGCGCUUUGACCAGCAGUCCUCAAAUUGAUUCAGCUGAUUCUGAAGACGUUGUCCGGCCAUGUAAUAUUAAAUCCUUAAAUUCCACCCCAAAGCUAAUUACACACGUUAAGUAUGGUAGCUUAUACUAUAAACCCCCACAGUUAGCAAGUGUGGUUCCACUGGAUUCAGAUUUUCUCAUUCCCACUUUUCCUACCCCUCCCACCAUUGAAAAGCACAGUGGUGUGUGUGUACAGACCCCUGAGUCCAUAUUGAAAAUUGCUGCUCAAAGCUUCAGGAAUACGCCUUCUAUUUUAAGGAAGAGGAAAGCUGGAUCUUCUCAGUCAUCCACACCUUCCCAUAAAGUUGGGAAGGCCGAUGAUGGUGGUUGUGCUGGUGGUGCAGAAGAUGAUAGUCAGCUAAGAAUCAAUUCAAAUCCUUUUAAUGGGUCUCCUCCUUACCGAAUCAUAAGAUCUAAGCGUACUUCUGUUUUUAAGUCCGUUGAGAAACAGCUUGAGUUUGGCUUUAACCAAGAGCAGGAUGGCUCUGCAAAUGGUUCAACUGUGAAACAUAUCCCUCCUGCAACCAAAGCUGUGUCAGGUGCAGCAUCAUAGUUUGGACUUGGCCUUUAAUUAGAAGCUGGAAUCCGAGUAAGCAAUUCGAGCAGCAAAAUUCAAGUCCACAUAUAAUAAAUGAAGUUCCACAGUUUGACAGUCAUGUCGCCUACACUUUAUUGCAUGAAGUGUGGCGAAGUUUAACAAGCAGCUUUGGUUUAUAUGUAAACUCCACGUCUCAAUGAGUUGUUUUUCAUGGAAGAUGCACUGGAUUUGUACAGAAUUCUGGUUAUAAUGUGGUUCUAACUUCUAAGAACUCCAGCAGUUUUUAGGAGGAACAUAUAAUUAGUUUUUUAGUCGCAAUAGUUUCGUCCUUCAAUCUGUGUAUACAAUUAUUAUGAAAUAAAUAGUUAGAAAUUAUAUCUUGAUCUGAUUGUCACUAAGAAGAUAUAUUUUGGUCUCUGCCCUUUCCCCUUUUAGAGCAAAAUUCAUAGGAAUAAUCUCUACUUUUGGAGCUCAACUUGUUGCUAGGCUCCCUACUUGUUCCUUGUAAUUUUCAACUCUCCUUAUCCUAAUAAAAUGCCAUUUCCAU